AUGUCAGCUGAAAAAGACACUCCCGAGGUCGAGCCUGAGGAGGCGACACCUGCUCCUACGAAGAAGACAAACAGUAGGAUCCUGAUCGCCAGGGAUGAUGCUGAAGGUAUCAAGGCGAAGGCGGAUGAGGCAAUCAGUUGCAUUCUCCCUGCCGCCAAGAAUCAUCCCGAGGUCUACAACGCUACCGUCAGGAACAUCAAGAGUGCCAAUCUCCGACAAAAUUGGACCAACACCCCUAUUUUCAAGGAUUUUAUGGUCUGGUGUCGCGCAUCUCCCCUCGAUAGUCGACCCAAUCUUGUCAACUUUCUGACAGUUCUGGCGGCUCACGACACUUUUGAGAAGACCGGUAACAAGUUCAUGGACGAAGUCAAUGCGCGCAAUCUCAAAGAAUGGGCAAACGAGCAGCUCAAGGUUCCUCCCCCAGCAAUGUCGGCCACUCAGUCGACACAGUCGCAAAACUCUCAGCAAGCGCCCAAGGUCAAGAUUGAGCAGAGUGAUAAGGAAAUGGGCAUGCUUCAACAGUUGGUCCAGAAUCAUCAGGGCACCAACACUUAUGCUGGAAUGAAGCGACCUGCUUCCAGUCACUCGGACGAACCCGCCAACAAGCGAGUGAUUCCCAGCAUCGAACGCGAAUUUCCCGCUCUUCAAGCCCAGCCCGAGCGCAUCAUCCUGCGAGAUACUGGUACGCAGACAGACGAGUUCUCAUCUCUCGGCGAUGUUAUAGCGUCCAUGAAGCGAGCAACCCAAACCAUGGACGAACGAAGUCAAGUGCAGGAUGAGCACAACAAAACGCUGCAGGAGGACAUGAAAACGCUGAAGGAGGACAUAAAGACGAUGCAGGAACUCUUCAAUCGCGCGCUUGCCAACCAGCAGGUGAGAUCUAUCAACAACUCCCAGCAAAACCAGUUGCAGGAGCUGAUCCCUCUUCAGCCUGCCAAUCGCGCGCCGCCCUCGUUCUACUACGACCCAAGCCUAGGCCCUGGCAGCGGCGGUCCAACUUUCAGAUUCGGGUAA
Molecule: messenger RNA, 1014 nt
Organism: Fusarium pseudograminearum CS3096
Lineage: Eukaryota; Fungi; Ascomycota; Sordariomycetes; Hypocreales; Nectriaceae
Exons: 1
Coding region: 1-1014 (337 amino acids)
Source: RefSeq, a predicted model, not a curated record